Molecule: messenger RNA, 456 nt
Organism: Sinocyclocheilus grahami
Lineage: Eukaryota; Metazoa; Chordata; Actinopteri; Cypriniformes; Cyprinidae
Product: phenylalanine--tRNA ligase alpha subunit-like
Exons: 5
Coding region: 1-456 (151 amino acids)
Source: RefSeq, a predicted model, not a curated record
AUGCCGAGCGGGAAGGUUGGUUUCAGCAAAGCCAUGUCCAACAAAUGGAUCCGUCUGGAUAAAGCUCAUGAGGGAGGACCAAGAGUCUUUAAAACCGUGGAAACUAUUGAGGAUACAGUAAGGGACAAACUACAGCUGGUGCAGAAGGGACUGUCGGCAAAACUAAAGGACAAAGAGAAGAAUGAACUCAAGAAACGUAAACUGCUAUCAGAAGUGACGGUUAAGUCAUACCGGAUCACUAAAGGCAGCAGCUUCAGUACCACCAUCACCAAACAAGAGACAGAACUCACUCCAGAGAUGAUCGCCAGUGGAAGCUGGAAGGAGAAGAAGUUCAAGCCGUAUAAUUUCGAGGCGAUGGGUGUCGCUCCAGACUGCGGUCACCUGCACCCGCUCAUGAAGGUCCGGACGCAGUUCAGGCAGAUCUUCCUGGAGAUGGGGCCUUUUAUGGACCGCUGA